This is a messenger RNA of Anguilla rostrata (American eel), 7113 nucleotides long. RefSeq names its product protocadherin-15-like. Gene Ontology annotation, molecular function: calcium ion binding. Gene Ontology annotation, biological process: inner ear development; sensory perception of sound; homophilic cell-cell adhesion. The coding region runs from base 203 to 6952 and encodes 2249 amino acids. The transcript has 41 exons. The record is from RefSeq and is a predicted model, not a curated record. Gene Ontology annotation, cellular component: stereocilium; plasma membrane; cell-cell junction. Lineage: Eukaryota; Metazoa; Chordata; Actinopteri; Anguilliformes; Anguillidae.
CUGUCGGUUUUGUUUGGUUUAUAUAUUCCCUAGCCUUCACAGUGUUUGGUUUGGAUUGGCCUCUUUGUGUUUUGAAGAUUUAUGUUGAUUUGGCGAUUUGGACUGAUAAAAGGCGGGGCAGAUCGUGGACCUGGGUGAAGAGGUAUGCCUUGUCCCCAAAAAGACACUUGUGAGGUGGCGCCACAGUAACACCUGACAGAAGAUGCGACGUGGUUGGUGGGUCUUCAGAUGGCUGGGGACAGGGAUCGGCCUCCUCACAUUAAUCACCUACAGCUGCUCACAAGAAAACACAGAAGACUGGCAGUACGAGGAAUGCAAGUUGUCCAGGACGGGUCCACCUGCCACCAUUGUAGCCAUAAAUGAAGAAAGCCCCAACGGGACCGUGCUGGUUGAAAAUAUGCAGAUCAAUGGAAGAGCUGAAGACCCAGGCAGAACCAUUUCCUUAUCGCUGCAAAACAACUACGACUACUGGGUGAUCCUGGACGCCAAAAGACAGAUUCUGUUCCUGAACAGCACCGGCCGAGUUCUGGACCGAGACCCCCCCUUGUCCAUCCAGUCCAUCGUGGUGCAGGUCCAGUGCACCAACGAGCUGGUGGGCACGGUGAUCCUGCAUGAGGUGCGCAUCGUGGUGCGGGACCUCAACGACAACACCCCGCAGUUCCAGAGGCCGCCCUACUACGUCGCCGUGAACGAGCUCACCCCGACCGGGACCACCAUCUUCACCGGCUUUUCUGGAAGCAACGGAGCGACGGACAUCGACGACGGACCCAACGGCCAGAUCGAGUACUCCAUUCAGUACAACCCCAACGACCCGAGUUCGAACAGGACGUUCAGCAUCCCGCUGACCCUGUCCGGCGGGGUCGUCCUGAGGGAGCGCCUCAACUACGAGGAGCGGACCCGCUACCUGGUCAUCAUCCAGGCCAAUGACCGCGCCCAGUACUCUGGCAACCGAAGGACCGCCACGACAACCCUCACGGUGGACGUGCUGGACGGAGACGACCUGGGACCCAUGUUCCUGCCCUGCACCCUGGUCAACAACACCCGCGACUGCAGCCCCAUCACCUACAGGGCGGCCAUACCUGAGCUCACUGCCCUAAACAGAAUUAACCCGGUCAACGUCACCCCCACCAUUCGGGCGAUCGAUCAGGACCGGAACAUCCAGCCCCCGUCCGACCGGCCCGGCAUCCUGUUCACCAUCCUCGUCGGCAAGCCGGAGAACUACGCCGAAUUCUUCACCCUCAACAGGACCACCGCUGAGCUGAGACUCCUGAAGCCCCUCAGCCGGGACCUCUACCACACCUUCGACUUGGUGGUCAAGGCGGAGCAGGAUAAUGGCCACCCCCUCCCUGCCUUCGCUAGUUUGCACAUCGAGGUGCUGGAUGAGAAUAACCAGGCCCCGUACUUCCAGGUGUCCACGUACCAGGGCUUCGUCAUCGAAUCCGCGCCUGUGGGCACCACCAUCUCCAGCAAUGCCAACCUCACCGACCCCCUGGGCAUCAUCGCUUUGGACAAUGACAUUGAGGAGACAAAAGAUCCCAUGGUGAGAAUAUCUUUGGACAACUUCAUCACCAUCUUCAAAGUGACGCCGUCUGGGAUAACCCGCUACCUGACCCUGGGGACGGGACCAUCGGCAGACCACAACUCAGAGCCUAUGUCUCUCUCCAAGAUGGUGGCCUCGGACGGAGUACAGGAGAGCACUCCCGUGACGGUCAACAUACUGGUGUUGGACGCCAACGACAACACGCCAAGCUUCUCCAACGUCUCCUACAGCGUCAACGUGUACACCAACAUGCAGCCCGGGGAGCCAGUACUACAGCUGACGGCCCUGGACGCAGACGAGGGCGCCAACGGCAGGAUCACCUACGAGAUCCUGGCGGGAGGCCAGGGAGACUUCGCCAUCGACAGCCGCACGGGCCUGAUCACGGUGGCGGUGGGCGUCAGCCUGGUGGUGGGCCGAUCCUACGCCCUGACGGUGAGGGCGGCAGACGGCGCGCCCGCGGCCCAGAGAAGGAGCUCCAUCACCACCGUGUACAUCGAGGUCCUCCCGCCCAACAACCAGAGCCCGCCGCGCUUCCCGCUCAUCAUGUACAGCCUGGAGAUCAGCGAGGCCAUGAGGACGGGAGCCAUCCUGCUCAACCUGCAGGCAACAGACCGAGAAGGCGAUCCCAUCACGUACAGCAUCCUAAACGGUGACGCUCAGAAUGUCUUCAACCUCUCUAAAACUUCUGGACUUUUGAUCCUUGGCAAGCCAUUGGACAGGGAGAUCCUGGACCACUACACCCUGAUCGUCACUGCUUCCGAUGGGCACCCUGGAGGGACCUCAACAACCACUGUGAACAUUGUGGUCACUGAUGUCAAUGACAAUGACCCUACGUUUGACCCCCUCCUGCCGACGAACUUCACCGUCCAAGAGGAGGAAGCAAAUGUGUUUGUGGGUCAAGUGAAGGCGUUUGACCCGGAUGCAGGGGCUAACGGACAGGUCCGCUACAGGCUGGGGAACCACCUGGGCCUCUUCCGGAUCACCUCCAACGGGAGCAUCUUCACCGCGGCGCCCCUGGACCGCGAGGCCCGGGCUCAGUACGACCUGAUCGUGGAGGCCUCGGACGGGGCGGUGGACCCCCGCCGCGCCACCAUCGCGCUGUCCGUCAAGGUGCUGGACAUCGACGACAACAGCCCCGUCUUCUCCCAGGCCUCCUACACCGUCAACCUGCCCGAGAACAGCCCGGCGGGGACGGUCUUCCUGCAGCUCAGCGCCGUAGAUGCAGACCUCAACUCCAACGUCACGUACCGAAUCAGAACGGAGGAAGCCCGUCAGCUGUUCUCCAUCCACCCAAUCACGGGGCGGCUCUCCGUGCUCCAGCCGCUGGAUUUCGAGGUCCUGGCCGCCGCGGGCGCCACCUACACCUUCGUGGUGGAGGCGCUGGACAGCGGCGGGAGGAUGCCCCCGGGGAUGGCCACGGUCACGGUCAAGAUUACGGAUAUGAACGAUUUCUCUCCAGUGUUCAGCCAGCCGCUGUACCGGGGGAUGGUGGCUCCGAACGCUGAGAAGGGGACCAUCAUCACCACUGUGUUCGCCGAGGAUCAGGACCCCCCAGGCACGGCUGCCAGUCGUGUGCGCUACAGGGUGGACCUGGACCAGUUUCCCUACAGUGGCAGCAUUUUCGACGUGGAGGCAGAUUCCGGAAGGGUGGUCACCCGGGUCAAUCUCAACGAGGAGCCCAGCGUGACCUUCAGGCUGGUCAUCAUCGCCUACGACGACGGGGACCCCGUGAAGCUGAACAGGACCGUUGUCGAAAUCACCGUUCUUCAGCCUUCUGUGAUCCCCAUAUUCACCCAGGAGGAGUACAGGUUUCCCCCCGUCAGCGAGAACGCCCCCGUGGGAAAGGUGGUGGGGGUCAUCCUGGCGGCCGCCGUGAACCAGACCAUCUUCUACUCCAUCGUGGGCGGGAACGACGAAGGGCACUUCGCGGUGAACAACGCCACGGGGGUCAUCGCCACCGCCAGGCGCCUGGACUACGAGAACAUCACCGAGUACGUGCUGCGGGUGCAGGCCGACUCCAUGGCGAUAGUGCUGUCCAACCUCCGCGUGCCGUCCAAAACAAACACGGCUAAGGUGUUCAUCGCCGUCCAGGAUGAGAACGACCAUCCUCCCGUUUUCACCCGGCAGCUGUACCUGGGCGGGGUGGCAGAGGACGCCAAGACCUUUUCCUCCGUGCUCCGGGUCCAUGCCACAGACAGGGACACGGGGAAUUACAGUGCGAUGCAGUACAGACUCAUCAUCCCCCCCUCCCCUGACGAUAGGGACGGGUUUGUCAUCGAGCAGUACACCGGGAUCAUCAAGACCGCCAUCGUGUACAGGAACAUGCGCCGCUCCUAUUUCAAAUUCGAAGUCGUCGCCACGGACAACUACGGGGCGGGCCUGACCAGCAGGGCGGACGUCGUGAUCUCGGUGGUGAAUCAGCUGGACAUGCAGGUGGUGGUGUCCAACGUCCCCCCCACCGUGGUGGAAGAGAACAAGGAGCAGCUGAUUGGGAUCCUGGAGCGGUACGUCCAGGACCAGAUCCCGGGGGCCAAAGUGGUGGUGGAGUCCAUCGGGGCCCGUCGCCACGGAGACGGGUUCGAGCUGGAGGACUACACCAAGUCGGACCUGAUGGUGUACGCCAUCGACCCCCUGACCAACCGGGCCAUAUCCCGACAGGAGCUCUUCAAGUUCCUGGACGGGAAGCUGCUGGACAUUAACAAGGAGUUCCAGCCGCACCUGGGGGAGGGGGGGCGCAUCCUGGAGAUCCGCUCCCCCGACAUCGUGGCGAGCGUGAAGAAGGCCGCGCAGGCGGUGGGCUACACAGAGGGGGCGCUGCUCGCGCUGGCCAUCAUCAUCAUCCUCCUCUGCAUCCCCGCCAUCCUCAUCGUCAUGGUUACCUACAAACAGUUCAAAGAGCGACAGGCGGAGUGCGCCAAAACCGCCAGGAUCCAGAUGGCGCUGCCGACGGGCAAAUCCGCCGGGGCCGCCCCCAGCAACCUGUACGAGGAGCUGGGCGACAACACCAUGCGGGGAUAUGGGAGGCAGGAGCAACACCAGCAGUUGCUGAGGCCCUCCCUCCUGAGACCAGAGGAGCUGUCUAUGGAGUCUGGCAUCGACCCUGGACAAGAGUAUUACACUCAGGACUACUAUAAUUAUGAUCAGGGGUAUGACCUGCCUCAAUAUGGGAGCCGCAGGAAGCUGAUCUCUCCCAUGUACGAUGAAUACGGAGAGGUAAUCAUGGAGGAUGAUGGGUAUUAUUAUAGUCCGCACGGCUCCGAGGUGCGCAGCAGAGGGCGGGGCCGACGACCGAUGCGAGGGAGGGGCCCGCCCAAGAGGGUGGGGUUUAGGGACCUGCCCCCUGAGGAGGAGAUAGAGGCGGAGCCAGAAGAGGCCGCCGCCGCCGCCCCCGCAGAGACCGGCGGCUCGAAGGCCGCGAAGAGGCUGAGGUCGGUGAUGAAGCUCAGCAAGCUGCUGGUGCCGUCCAAAGGCGCCGACCAAACCACCGACGCACCCGCGUCCGCUUCCCCGUGGAAGAAGGCCAAAAUAUUCCCCGCCAUGUUCAAGGUCAAGAAGGACAAGGACUACGCCAAGCUGACGUCCGCCAGGCGCGUCGACAGCCAGGACAGCCUGGCCGGGGGGCCCUCCCCGCCGGAGGGCGUGGUCUCGGAGAAGCCGUCGGCCAGGAAGCGGCUGGGCAAGGUGCUGAAGCGCAUCGAUAUCUCCAAGAGGCUGCGGGAGCGCCGGCGGUCCCAGAGCAGCGUCAGCCGGAGCUCGGCCGCCGAGAGCGAGAAGGACGAGGCCUCGUCGCGGGCCGCCAGCGAUUCGGAGCGGGAGGACAGGAAGUCCAAGGUCUCCAUCAGCGUGACGGGCGAGAGCGAGCCGGAGGCCAGCGGCUCGGAGGCCGGGGGGAAGGACCGCUCCGGCGACGAGUCCGCCUCGGCCUCCGGCGAGGACAAGGACUACCUGAAGGUGGACCUGGACCGGGACGACGCCAACGAGAGCACGGUGGACUCGGACGAAGAGCAGGAGGAGCCCGGCGAGGACUCUGAGGAGGAGAGCAAGUCCAAGUCCGAGAAAGACGAAGACGAAGACGAAGAUGAGUCCGGCUCGGAGAAAGAGUCGGUUUCGGAAAAAGAAUCGGCUACGGAAAAGGAGUCGGGAACUGAAAAGGAGUCUGGGACGGAGAAGGAGUCUGGUACCGAAGACGAGGAGUCCAAAACAGAGAAGGAAUCGGGUACAGAAGACGAGUCCGAAACUGAGAAGGAAUCAGGUACAGAGAAGGGAUCAGAUACAGAGAAGGAAUCAGAUACAGAGAAGGAAUCAGAUACAGAGAAGGAAUCAGAUACAGAGAAGGAAUCAGAUACAGAGAAGGGAUCAGCAACAGAGAAGGAAUCGGGCACAGAGAAAGAAUCAGCCACAGAGGAAGAGUCUGGAACAGAGAAAGAUUCUGAAGAGGAAGAUGAUGAAGACGAUGAGGAGAAAAGCACAGCGUCCGGGGUGACGGGCUCCGGUUCCCAGGUGUCCUCUUCCGCCCGUUCUUCCAUGAAGUCAUCAGGGACCGCCACCAGCAAGACAUCCUCGGACAAGUCCAGCGGCGAGACGACGGGAAGCGGGCGGGGCAGUGACGCCAGCGGCUCAGCCUCCGAGUCCGGCUCCCAGAGGUCGUCCGUCCGCUCCUCGGCAAGGUCGUCGCUGAGCGGGGCCAGCCGGGGGUCCUCGGAGCAAUCCGCCAAAGAGACGUCAGGCAGCGAGGGGGGCGUCAGCGCGGGGCGAAGCGGGAGCUCGGCGGAGGCCAGCGGGUCGGAAGACGGCGGGUCGGUGCGCAGCGGCGCCUCCAGCCGCCGGACGUCGGGCGGAAGCUCGCGGUCGGGAAGCGAGAGGAGCGCCCCGAGCUCCGGGUCCACGGGCGGGAGCCGCAGGUCCCGGAAGUCCAUCCUUUCCGGAGGAUCCGAAGACACGAUCGACGAGGAGAGCGAGGAGGAGGUGUCGGACGGCGGAGAGUCGAAGCGGUCCGAGGAGGAGGAGGAGGCCAGCGAAGCGGCGAUGUCCAGGAGGUCCAGCGUCUCGACCGUGAAGAGCAGAGGGAGCGACGUUGGCUCGCACGCGGGAAUGCCGUACGGCUCGCACGCGGGAACGCCGUACGGCUCGCACGCGGGAACGCCGUACGGCACGGACGCGAGCAGCAGCAGCGCAGCCGAGAGCUCCGACGAGUUUCACGGACUUUCUCCGAUAACUGAAGUCGACGAGGACGGAAUAACGUCCGGAAAAACGUCCAUUCGGAGCGGCAGGUCUUCCCGAAGUCUGGCCUCGGAGGACAGCGGCCACAGCGAGGCGUCCGCCGCUCACAGUGGCUCCGCGACUGGGAGCAACGCUGAGGAUGAGGAUGACGAAGAUGAGUCGGACAUCGGGGGAGACGGCACCUCUUUUUAGAUGACGUGCAGGCCAGUCAAUACGGACGGAACAAGAGGAUCAAACUUGUGGUGGACCGGGAGCACGAGACCAGCUCCACGGGGGAGGACAGCGCCCCCGAGUCCCAGAGAAACCGCCUGUCCAACCUGAGCGGUCACAGCAACGUGAACGGGACCGUCUAC